Messenger RNA from Magnolia sinica, 1707 nucleotides. RefSeq names its product putative tRNA pseudouridine synthase. The coding region runs from base 71 to 1585 and encodes 504 amino acids. The record is from RefSeq and is a predicted model, not a curated record. Lineage: Eukaryota; Viridiplantae; Streptophyta; Magnoliopsida; Magnoliales; Magnoliaceae. Gene Ontology annotation, molecular function: pseudouridine synthase activity; RNA binding. The transcript has 7 exons. Gene Ontology annotation, cellular component: nucleus. Gene Ontology annotation, biological process: mRNA pseudouridine synthesis; tRNA pseudouridine synthesis.
CUCCAUUUCAUUAUCUAGCUAUUCCUCUAUAAACUUUCCCUCCAUUUCCCCCUCUUUACGUUUUCCUCACAUGGCGGCAGUCGCAUUUUUGCGACUUCCCUUAUCUCCAUUACUAGCGAAUCCUACCUCCCUCUUCUCCUUCUCAAAUCCUAAUUCCCUUAGGGUUUUCUGCUGCUGCUGCUCCCCUUCCCCUUCCCUCUCUUCCGACCUUCUCCCAUCUUCUGACAUCGACACCAACGCCGAUAAAUGGGAGUCUUUCCGCAAGAAGAAAGUCGUAAUGCGAGUAGGUUACGUCGGUUCUGAUUACAGAGGUCUGCAAAUGCAGCGAGAUGUGAGCACUUUAUCGACCAUUGAAGCAGAAUUGGAAACUGCUAUCUUUAAGGCAGGUGGAAUCCGUGAUAGUAAUUAUGGCAAUCUGCACAAAGUUGGUUGGGCCAGAAGUAGCCGAACUGAUAAAGGAGUUCAUUCAUUGGCGACCAUGAUAUCCUUAAAGAUGGAGAUCCCUGAAAAUGCAUGGAAAGAGGAUCCUAGUGGCAUUUCUCUUGCAAAUUAUGUCAAUGCCAAUCUUCCUAGCAAUGUAAAAGUAUUCAGCAUUUUACCUUCCCAAAGGAGCUUUGAUGCAAGAAGGGAAUGUACAGUCCGAAACUAUAGUUACCUUCUUCCAGCCGAAAUAAUAGGGAUUAAAAGUGACUCUAGUUCUACGGAAGUAGAUCUUCAUAUAUCAGAGUUCACCGACAUAUUGCGAAGUUUUGAGGGAGAGCAUCCUUUCCAUAAUUACACUAUACGGGCCAAGUAUCGGAAACAACCUGCUGUGAAAGGCCACAUGCUCAGAAGGACAAGAUCACCUAAGGAAGUACCUGCAGUGGAGCCCAGGGAAGACAAUAUACUAGAAACGUAUGCGGAUGAUGAGGCUACACAAGAUCUCAGCAAAGAAGAUUCGGAUACCAGUGAUUAUGAUGAGAACCUUGGUAACAAUCGAGGAAAGCAUGCGGAUGGGCCAAAAGAUUUGGAUCCCCUUUUAGUUGUCCGUGCAAGAUGGCUAAAUGAACCUGACGAAAUGGACAGAAUUGGUGCAUCUCACUUCAGGAAGAUAUUCCGCUGUUCUUGUGGGAAACUACAGUGGUCACUGGAAAUACCUUACAUUGAACUCUCCAUCUGUGGGGAGUCUUUCAUGUUGCAUCAGAUCCGCAAAAUGGUGGGAACUGCAGUGGCGGUGAAGCGGAAGCUGCUACCCCAUGACAUUGUAGAAAUGUCCUUGUCCAAGUUCUCACGGAUAGUUCUACCUCUUGCCCCUUCUGAAGUCCUCAUCUUGAGGGGCAACCAGUUCUCGGUGAGGAACCGCCCAGGCAAUAUAAUCCGGCCUGAAGUGCGGAGUCUGGUCGAAUCCGAAGACAUUCUCAGGGUAGUCAAUGAGUUCUAUUCUUCUGUGCUGUUGCCGCAAGUCUCAAAGUUUUUGGACCCAUCAAAAUCUCCAUGGAAGGAAUGGGUUGAUAAUUUGGAUGCUAACACAAGCAUUCCAGAUGCAGAGUUGGAGGAUGUUCGGAAGGCAUGGAAACAAUGGAAGGCAAAAAAUAUUGUGGUAUGACUAGUGCUGACAUAACGGACGAUUCGGUGUGCUGGAUCGAGUUGGAAGUGAGAUGUGUCAUUCUUUUAUCUGUUUUUAUUGCAGCUUGGCUGGUAAGGAAUUUAUUAUUAUUAUUAUUAUUA